UUGGCUGCGGUCGUCGUGGUUCGGGAAAUGUGACCGCUUCGAAACUUGUUGGUUGUCACGUGUCUUUCGUGUCCCGUCAGAAUUCCCAGUUUCGCGAUACUUCGAAUCGUAAUAACGAUUUCUAAUGUUUCGAAACGAGACGUGAUCGCAAUUUACGAAACUUCUUACCAAGUGUCGUGUCAAAAUAAGGUUAUUUAGAUUUAAAUAGAAGCAUCCAAUUGUAAAUUAAAUUCUCGCAGUUCAAACGAUCGAAAGAUUCUCGGAAAGGAACGUGCGAAUAUAAAUUAUGUAAUUUUCAUAUUUUAUAAGUUAUGCUAGCACGUUAUCUUCCUUUUUUUGCGCUUAGAAAAAGCACCGGCGGAACGUAUCCCUUUGAUCGUUACGAUUCCAAGUAUUUCAUCAAUUGCUCGAAAAAUUGGAAAUUUCGAACGUAUGUCGGCAGAGUCGGUAGUUGUCAAUUUGGAGAACAGUAUUUAUUUGCGAAAAUGUGUAAAUGGAAAUUUUGUUGAAAUGGAAGGGAACGUAUCAUAUUUGUACAAUUUUUCAUUUAUAAAAGGAACAAGUGACUAAUUAUUUUCGUAAUAAUAGAAUAAAAAAAAAAAGGAAAAACGCAGUACUAUUUCUUUUUAUGUUGGUAAUAUAGAACGCUUUUCAUUACAACUUUGUCAUUCCUCUUAUUUUUAUUCGUUUUUCAUUUGAUUUUUUAUUCGAUAUAAUUGUUAAAAUCGAGGUUACGAUUAUGAGGAACUGUCGGCGUUCAUCGUAACAGUUCUAGAAGUGAAAAUUAGUGAGAUGUUAAUAUUCUUAGGGCAAGUAGUUUCAUAAAGUCCGUUCGCGUGUUCCAUUUACACGCACGAUUAAACAAGACGAGGAUGCAAUUAGAUUUCGAAUAGAUUUUCAUAGCGCGUUAGUUAAUCGAUGUUAACUGAUCGUAGCAACGUACAUACUUGAGAUGCUUCGACCUAUAUUCCACGUUUAUAGGAGAUAAAUGGAACAGUCAUACAAAGAGGCAACGGGGCGAAAGUAUAUAUCACUCGACAAUAUAAUUGGUUCUAAAAUAAGGAAAGAUUUGAUAGUAAAUUGAAAACGUUUUGCUCUUUUUAUUACGAUCGUUUCAAACGUUAGUACCACGUAAUUUGAUCCUUUGAUCUAUAUUUACGAACUCUUCGUUUCCAAUAAACUGUGAUAAUUCUCGUAAAUCGUUAUACGAUUAUUAUUAGACGGCGCGCGAUCAAACAACGGCGCGAUUCAAAUUAAAGACACGUUCGUAGCAACUUGAAAUAGGAGAAGACGAUUAUAAUGUACGAUAGGUUAAGUUAGGUCAGGUAACAAGUUUAGUCAGCUUUUUCGUAAAGGAACGUCCGAAAUUGGAAUUUGUUUAAACACGAAUCGAAUAUACGUAUGAUGUAUGAUACUAUUCUAUUCUAUUAUUUUUUGCAAGUGUACCAAACAGUUUGUUUACCUUGACCAUUACAAAAAUGUUCACUUUCGCAUCAAAGAAUUCUAAAUUUCAUGAAACGAUCCUAUAAUUUUCACUAAACUCUCAUAGUGCUCGCUGUCUUCUGUUACUAUCAAUAGUCAACAUGGUCAACUCCACUCGUUAUUGAUUUUUUAAUUUCAUUAUGUACGCGAUUAAUAAUCAAUUCUCGAGAAACGAAUAAUCUAUUUCCCUAAGAAUAUGACACGGAUAAUAGGGAAUUUAGGAAACAACGUUUGCAGCAUCAUUUCCUGUACUUUUCGAUUGAUAAAAUUAAUUAGCAUAAAUUGAUCAGUUCAGAACAACUUAAAUGAUACACUUACAAGCCACAUCUACUUAUUCAUCCAUUAUAUUAUAUUACAUUAUUAUAUUAUUAUAUUCGUGAAUACUAUUUAUUCAUCCAUUGCGGAAAUAUAAGAAACGUUUCUUCGUUAACCAUGAAAAUAUAACUAGAUAUAUUGUCAGAAAAACAUAACCUACUUAGUUGCCUUAACGCGACCACAGGGGUUCGAAGGAGGCUGAGCAUAUUAAAUUGGAAUCGGCCGUCUCGAAGGAAUGACAAGUACGUGGUCAAGACGAAAACCCUCGCGCACCGUGGGUGGGACGACUGAUUACCGGUUUGGCUAGAAACUGUCUGUUCGCAUAGAACUACUUGGCGGUCACGAACAAGCAGUUUAUAAUGUCACAUAAUACCAUCGCGUCAACGAAAUCCACGGUUGCCUGCAAGUUAAAGGAAACCGUAUCCAACGGUCAUUCAACGUGGCCGGCGUUUCUUUUACGAUCCCCUAUGGAUUUUCUCUGGUUAUCAUCGACGUCGAUCGGGGAAUUCGGUACUGUAAUUGACGUCUCGAAUUCGCGAAUUUUCGUUGGUCCGAUCGUCAAAUUACCGACGUAAGAAGGUUACCGACCAAACCGUUCCGAUGACACCGAGACGUUCGGUAAUACGUUUCACGUACCCUUCGCCUGUAAAUAUGUAACAUUAAGAUGCGCGUUCGUGCUGCGGAAAUUGUGGCGCGAUACAGUGUGCGAGUGUAUUAUGUGCGCUUAACGUAAAAACGCAAGUGAGAGAGUAAGGUGGAUUCGCAAAGGAUAAAACAGGCGCACGAUGGACAAUCGACACUAACAGAAGCAUCAUCGCGCGCUCGUGUGACAGGAGGCGGGGCAAAAUACACGGUUGGAAAUUGUUCCUGGCGCAGCAAGGGACGAAAAUGUUGUCCACGGUGUCCAGUGUCCCGCUCGAAUUAAAUUCUUCGUGUUGCACAACCGUUACUGGAAACAACGGUCUCAAUGCGUUAUCGGUGAUCAAGACUGAAAAUACCACUGAUCUUUACAUGUUACCGGCUUACAUCCGCACGACGUCCAUGAUCGCCUGUAUUGUGGUGAUGGUUCUCGGCAUAAUAGGGAAUCUCAUGGUACCGAUCGUGGUGUUUCGGGGUAAAGACAUGCGGAACAGCACGAACAUCUUUCUGGUGAACCUUAGCGUGGCCGACCUCUGCGUUCUUUUGAUCUGUACACCGACCGUUCUUGUUGAGGUGAAUUCUGGACCUGAAAUCUGGCUGCUUGGCGAACACAUGUGUAAAGCGGUACCAUUUGUAGAAUUGACUGUGGCACACGCUUCGGUUCUAACGAUCUUGGCGAUCAGUUUCGAGCGGUAUUAUGCAAUUUGCGAGCCCCUACGGGUUGGGUAUAUGUGCACGAAGGCCAGAGCGACGUUUCUUUGCUUCGUCGCGUGGAUUGCGGCGGCGCUUUGCACCAGCCCCAUUCUACUGAUGGUCAAGUACGAAGAGGAAGAAAACUCGAACGGUACGUACAUUCCGACCUGCAGCACAGUUGCAAAUUCAUUCUGGCCGAUCAGCUUCGUUCUGUUCACGAUAAUCGUGUUCUUCGUGAUACCACUGCUGAUCCUUGUGGUUCUGUACACGGUGAUUGCACGACAUCUGAUGACGAACUCGACGAUUAGCCGUGGCUCGUCCAAUAACUUGCUCAAAUAUCGCAAGCAGGUGAUGCUGAUGCUAGGGACAGUGGUGUUUUGUUUCUUCCUAUGCUUGUUACCAUUUAGGGCACUGACACUUUGGAUCUUGGUCGUUCCAAUUAAAGUAAUCCUCGACUUUGGUAUCGAGCGCUACUUCACCCUGCUCUAUUUCUGUCGAGUGAUGUUCUAUCUGAACUCUGCCAUUAACCCUAUCCUCUACAAUCUGAUGUCCACGAAAUUCAGGGAAGGUUUUCUCAGGGUUUGUGGUCUGGGCCCCAAUAGGAAGAAAAAGAAAAAAACGUCGGACAAAACUGGUACUUAUACUACUGGCUCGACCAAUUGUAGUAGCAAUCAGUCUGAUUUCUGGAGGAGACAUAGCAGUAAUAAGAGCAACAGCGUUAAGGCACCCUGCAACAACACGACCGCGGAGAAACAGGUUAAAGUGCCACUUCAGACAACGGUUGUUAGUGGAAGUAUCGUCAGGAAGAAACAGGAGAGUUAUGUUUGAAAGGAUAAAGUGGGAAUAUGACGAGGAUAAUUUCUAAGACUGUGAUCUUUCGAACCAUUCCAUGAUAUCGUAGCAUAGUCGGUGGAAGAGAUAUGGUAAUGAAGUUGUAAAUUAAAGACUUCAGUGUUAGCAUCUACUAAUAGUGUUGUGUUUAGGGCUGUAUAUAGGAUAAUUUCCUUGCUAGUUGAUUGCAUGCUGCCAAUCGCACUCGUCUUCAUUUUCCAUACCUGCUCUCCUUAAUUUAAAUGUACUAUUUAUCAUUUUCAAACUGAUACCGACUUGGCUAUAUCAAUUCCACUGAUUAUACUACUUAACGUCGUUCGUAUUCGUAUGUGGAUUGUAUAUUGUACAUAUAUACAGACUUUUUUCGAAAUCGUAGUUUCAAUAACAUUUAUUUUAAUUCUUUACAAAUUGUUGAAAAUGUCGCUCUUGGUGCCGCAGACAGAUUUUUAUUCGACAAAUCCUAUACUAUCCUUUUUUCCAUGGUCCCCAAGAUUAUCCCAUCUUUUACGUCUUAUAUCUUACAUCCCGUAUUCAAUAUCAUCCAGCCCAUAACCAAUUGACAUUACCGGGUGAAACCGGACCACCGGACUGAGAUGACUGAAGAAAACAAACUUCAUUAUGGUUCUGAUUUCUAUAUUUUACAUUUUGUACACAUUCUUUGAGUUUUCUGUUACGUCUAAGUUGAAAGAGUAGAAUUAUUCAACUUACCACGAUUUCGGAAACAUUCUGUAUUUUAUAGAAACACUAUUUAUUAAAAACUAACCUAAAAGAAAUUUAAAAAUGCUAGAAUCAUUUAUUUAAUAUUAAGUACCGACUAUCUGAUAGUCUAUUUCAAUUAUUUGUACCUUCAAUAGCGUGAGAAAGAGAUCUAAAAAUGCUUAUGUUAUUCAUUACCAAAAAAAAAAACAUUAAUCCACAUAAGAUUAUGAACGAUAUAUUAGGAUCGAAUUAUCGUUGCAUAGAAUUUUGGAAUCUGUGAUCACUAAUUAUAUAACCGUGUACCGAGUAAGUAUUAGAACAAAGAUGAAACAGUUGUGUCUUCGAAUUGAAGAAAAACUAAAGAUAAGCUAUACGAUAGAUAAAAUUGAUUAAUGUUUAAGAACCAAAAGGGAUCUUAAAAAGAUCUUCUCUUUCAUGUUAACCAAGAUUCGUGUGAUUUGCCAAAAUUGUUUGUUCUAAUUUCUUUAGUGAAUUUUCAUCUUUAUAAAUGUACAAAAUGACAAAUUAAGUUUCUACGGAAAUUAAGUUCCUAU
Messenger RNA from Bombus huntii, 5213 nucleotides. It is a transcript of the gene ETHR, whose product is annotated as growth hormone secretagogue receptor type 1. Gene Ontology annotation, biological process: G protein-coupled receptor signaling pathway. The record is from RefSeq and is a predicted model, not a curated record. Gene Ontology annotation, cellular component: plasma membrane. NCBI's taxonomy places the organism in Eukaryota, Metazoa, Arthropoda, Insecta, Hymenoptera, Apidae. The transcript is spliced from 6 exons. Bases 2686 to 3957 code for a protein of 423 amino acids. Gene Ontology annotation, molecular function: G protein-coupled receptor activity.